Messenger RNA from Rhea pennata, 5005 nucleotides. It is a transcript of the gene GAS2L3, whose product is annotated as growth arrest specific 2 like 3. Bases 358 to 2538 code for a protein of 726 amino acids. NCBI's taxonomy places the organism in Eukaryota, Metazoa, Chordata, Aves, Rheiformes, Rheidae. Gene Ontology annotation, cellular component: actin filament. Gene Ontology annotation, biological process: actin crosslink formation. The transcript has 9 exons. The record is from RefSeq and is a predicted model, not a curated record. Gene Ontology annotation, molecular function: microtubule binding; actin filament binding; cytoskeletal adaptor activity.
AUGUCUCUUUUUGUCUCGCUUAGAAAUAAAAGUAAAGGAAGGGGCAAGAGUCCCUUGGAGCGUCUUUGGUAAAGUUUGAGUAGCGCUAGCAGGCUCGGGAAGAAGCGGCUUCAGGCUGAAAACGAGCGGGUUCUUCAGUUGCCUCGCGUGGAGGGCAAAGAACCAAAGUUGAGUAAAAACUGGAUCAAAACCUUAAAUCUUAAGAUACUUCUCUUAUUUUCUCCCUCCAUCCCCGCUUAGAUUGACUCUUAUUUUGGAAAAACAGCACUGGUAAGUUUUUAUUGGGAUUUUCUAAAAAGCAGGAGUGACUAUAUUAAAAAUUCUCUUCUCUUUCCCCAGGGGGAGAAACUGGUGUAAAUGCAGAUGACCAUGCAGAAUGCAGUUCAGGUGUGGUUUGGAGAUGACCUUCCUUUAAGUCCGCGAAGUCCUUUGACUCCCAGGCAUGGCCCAGGUUUGGCAGAUGUGUGCCUGUAUGACCAAUGGAUAUCUGUGCGGCAUGAGGCAACUUUGGUGCCUAUGCAAGAAGAUCUGUCAAUCUGGCUGUCUGGCCUGUUGGGAAUAGAAGUCACAGCAGAGCAACUGCUGGAAGAACUUGAUAAUGGAGUACUACUUUGCCAAUUGGUUGGUGUUCUUCAAAAUACAAUUAAAAAAUGUUGUAGCUCAAAUAACUUAAGGAAUUUCCCUAUGAGAAAAGUUCCUUGCAAGAAGGAUGCUCCAACAGGAUCUUUCUUUGCUAGAGAUAAUACUGCCAACUUUCUGAACUGGUGUAGGGCCAUUGGAGUUGACGAGGCUUACCUCUUUGAAUCUGAAGGUUUAGUUCUGCACAAGGAUCCAAGACAAGUGUAUCUCUGUCUGUUGGAAAUUGGUCGCAUUGUGUCCAGGUAUGGAGUUGAACCUCCUGUGCUAGUAAAACUGGAGAAGGAAAUUGAGCUAGAAGAAACACUGCUAAUGAACUCCGAACCAACAUUGCCUGUUAGCACAGCAAAGUCAUGUCACCAUGGGGAGCUGCAUGAGGCAGUCAAACAUAUAGCAGAAGAUCCUCCCUGCAGUUGUUCCCAUAGAUUUUCAAUUGAAUACUUAUCUGAAGGACGUUAUAGGCUGGGAGAUAAAAUACUGUUCAUCCGAAUGCUACAUGGCAAGCAUGUGAUGGUACGUGUUGGUGGAGGCUGGGAUACUCUUCAAGGGUUUCUGCUUAAGUAUGAUCCGUGCCGAGUUCUUCAGUUUGCAACUCUGGAACAAAAAAUCUUGGCGUUUCAGAAAGGGAUCACCAAUGAUAAUGUCCCCAACUCCUCAGCUAGAAGUCAGCAUCCCCCUUCCAUGAAUCCAAUGUCAGCAAUUAAUAUGUUUCAAAAGCAGCCAUCAAAACCCCCUACUCCUGUUUCUGCUCUAAAGGCUGCCCAUGGGGCCAGUGGUAAGAAGACUUUAUCUAAACAUCCUCAGUCCCCUGCCCUUUUGGCAUCGCCAAAAGUACCAUCACACCCAUCCUCUACAGCUAAACCACUGUCAGUGAGGUCCAAAUUACAGGGGACUCCAGUGACAGGCAUGCAGUCAUCUUUCAAACCAGUAAUGGGCACCUCAAAGAAGUUGGAGUCUCCUGCACAAAAUUCACAAGGUUCUGCUCCUUCACAUCCUAUGCAGCGUGUAAACAAGGGUCCUGCAGGAUCAAGAAGAGCCCUUGUUCAUUCUGAAACAUUGCGCAAACGGAUUCGGUCCCCUGAUGCUCCUAAGGUGAAAUUUGCCCCGGCCCAGAAGUCACCAGGAACAGGGCUACAGUCUACCCUCUCGUCCUCCGCAAAACAGCUGCCUAGAACAAACGAAGCAAUAGCUUCAAAACAGAGGUGUGUCCCUUCUAAAUGCAAACCUGUACCUAGUGGUACAACCAAAACUAAUUCUGUUGCUCCGAAGCCUGCACGGCCACCCAUUACAAAUCUGCGUACCGUUGCCAAAUUUGCACAUUCUCAGCAGCUCCUUGCAAAACAUCCUUCUGAAAAUACUAUUAAGGCUCCAGGGACUGGGUCUCAGAAAGCUCCACAAACAACUUCUGGCCAGAGAAGGAACCUUAAAACUACUUCAGUCCUCAAACACUCAGUUUCUGCACCUUCCCUUGCAGUUACUAAAGCGUCAAAAUCACCACCUACGCUGGUAUCUGCAAGCAAAAGUGUACCUUCAGCUGCCAGUAAGCAGGCGGCCACAGAGCAUUUACAGGCUCAAGAUGUCAGUAAGAGCCUUCAGGUUAAUCCUGCGUCAUCGAGACCUCCUAAACGCACUCCAUUAUCUGUUGUACGGCUUCCUCAAACUUCAGCCAAAGUGGCAACGACCAAAAAGCCAGCAGAGCCUUCCACAAAAAGUCAGCCUGCGACCAAAAACUUGCAAGCAAAUGAAACUUUCGUCCCAACAACCAAGAAGCCUCUCUCUAAAGGAAAAGCAGCAACAGCAAGUAACAAAGGGGUACCUGGUGUAUCAAAAGGCCCUCUUACAAAGAGUAGGCAAGACGAUCACUAUUUUGUUAUGACAGGGAGUAAAAAGCCCAGAAAGUAAAAUGUCUGCUACCUGCUGUGGAAGUUUUAAUGUCUUGGAUAUAAGCCUCUUGUAUCUGCUACACAGAUGAGGGGGAAAAAGUGUUAAAUAACACUACAUUUAACGUAUGAAAUGUUAGGUCUAAUGUACGUCUUGCUGCGUAACUUACAGGAAGAACUAUAUGUAUUUUGUGGUUUAAAAUCUUCUAUCCUGGUAUGUUUAGAAGUAAGCUUGCCUGCUGUUCAGCACUGUAAUGCAGAACGUACCUGUUUGCUGCUAGCGUAACCUACUGUGGGAAAGGGCGGGAGAGAGGAGAGUGGGAGCAGAGCUGCUGCUUUUGCUGCUGACGCUCAUUCUGAAGGGAGCUAAGUCUUCAAGAAGGUUUCACCCAGGGCAGAGCCUGAGUGAUUCGGGUUGUUCUGGCACAUCUGUUUUGAGGCUUGUGGCAAGAGAUAGAGCUGGGUGCAUGCACUACAAGCCCUAGUACCUCAAAGAAAGCUUUUUGCUUUGUCUUCCAACCAAAUUUAGGUCACUUACCCGUUUUAAAAAGAGAAGGGAAUCUCUAGACCUGUUUAGAUUUGACUGCUGCGUUUAUCAGUUCUUACUGGGUCCCCUAUAAUAUGCCUUAAAGUGGCCUCAACUUACUGAGAAAUGGAGCCUCUUGGGUUUGCGUCAUGGAGUUGGACGUGGAGUGUCAUGGCCUUGAUCAAUACCACUUUUUGUGCCUUAGCCUCGCAAAUUCAUGGCAGAUCUCUUCAGCGAGCAAUGCUACUUUUAAAAUUUGAGGUGCUGGGCAGUCGUUUUCCCCUGGGAUGGAGCCCCUGAGUGACUGCCACUCCCGCGGCACGUGGCUGCGAGUUGUACGUAAAACUGAAUCCCAAGUGCUAGAAGCUGAUUUUGUGAGCAGUGGCCUUUUUUUGUUGUUUUGUUUGUGGAGACCUUAUUUCUGGCUCCCUUGUAUUACCUUUUUGGAGGUGAGAAGUAGUUAGUUUCCCAAAGAGCUGAAGAGCAGGGACAACAUUUGCCCUAAAACACAUAGAAGUGCCAGAAAAAUAUGUGCCAUUUACACUCACAACUCCUGAAGGCUUUCAGCAGGUUGAACAUUUGUGGUGCUCAACCCUUAACUAAUGCUGCGCACAGAAGGGGGUUUCAUGGUGAAUAAAAACUAUCAUCUGUUCGCUGUCUUUAGUGGGUAGCGUUGCUUGAGAUAUUUCAGGUUUAAUGAAAGGUUAGUCCUACAAACAUUGAGGAACUCUCAAGUUCUGUGAAGAGAUACUGUGGACUUCCAGAGACUGCUAUUUUUUUUUCUCUAUUCCCAGGAUGUUUACUUAAGGGCAGAAGAGACAAAUGGAAACUUCAGCUUCUGGCAGUGUAUAUUUAAUAUUUUUCACAGAACUGGAGUAAACCAUCAUCAUAAACUAAUAAUGAGUUCUCAUUUGCAGUGGCAAAGUCACAUACCUACCUUUCUGAGCACCUUGUUAGCUUUGUUUAUUUAUGAUUCUAUUUAUGCUUAUCUACUGUACGAUAUCAGUUACAACCUGCUGGGAAUAAACUGUAAAUAACUAUAUCGAAAAUAUAGGAAAGGAAAACAGACCUAUUUUAAUAAAGUGGACGCACGUCCCACAAGCUCACAUACAAAACAGUAAGCUUGGGUGAGGUCUUAUCACUUACUUGUUUUAUAUAUACAUGAGUCAAAGUUACUACUGUAAAUGUUAAGACUAGUAUUGACUGUAGUGGAGUGCUUUUGUGUUUGAUAGACAGGGCACAUUGUCUCAAACACUGAAAGUAUUUUAUAGUAGAUGACUUGCUUUUGAUUUCAGGCUUUUAAAUAGGGAGCUACAUAUCUCAUGCAGGUUAAUGCCUGGAUUCUUGGGCCUUCUUUCUGAGCUGUUUACAAGUUUUUUAGUAGUACUUUAAAAACUGAGACCUUGGAUUCCAGUGUAAUGCUAUCUUGGAAUCUAAUUUCUUGAAAUAUGACUUCAGAGAAAAGGACAUGGAUGGCUUCAUUUUUGUGAUCCAUUAUGUCAUGUAAUAGACUGAAUUUUAUACUUCAAAACAAAAUAUAAAAAUGUAAGUUGGGAAACUGACACAGAAGGAGGCAAAAAAUUCCUUUUUAUAAUUGAAACCUGAAACAACUAACCUAAGGAUGGUCCAGUGGGCUUUGCUUAGUUUUGUUUUAAUACAGAAAGUACAUUCAAGCAUGAUCUGACUUACAGAACUAUUGCAGUCUCCAACUUUAUAGCCGUAUGCUAACUAAAGCUGCUGUGUGGCGAUGAGGUAAGCCAACAAACAAAAUAUAACAAAAUACCUCUUAAUCAAAAUCUGUAAUUUUUUUGCAAAGUUUACGUUGCCAAAUAGCAAGUCGAAUCUUUAGCUUGUGUUGCUUUUUGUGAGGGAAAGCUAACUUGGAGCAAGAAUCUGAAUUCUCCGUGUUAUUGAUGUCUUUCUGUAUGAGUACUUAUUUUAAAUAAAUAUAUACUGCACCUUU